AUGGGGCAGGGAAAUCAGCGUCUGACCGCUAUUUUCCGGAGGUCUCACCUCAAUGCAGCUGCAUCUGUCGGCGAGUUCAGCUUCCAACCGCUCAGCGUCCCACCGCUAAUUUCUCCUCCAGGUCGUCACCCCAAGGUCCCUGUUCAGGCGCCAAUUGAAGCCUCAUCAUCCCUCACCAUUGGCAAAGGUUCUCUCGGCUUUUGUUUGAACUGCUGUUCUCAAGAAGAUGAUUUUUUAUAUGAAACUGGAAAAAAGCGGUGCAACGUGGGUGUCUCAUCGGUGAAAGAUGCCUCGCUUGGUGUGAUUGAUGGCCUCCGCGCCCGCGGCCUCGCUGCUCCGCCCCUGGGUGACGAUGCUUGCAUCAUCGGCGUGCUUCGAAUCACCGACCCGGUUCCCGGCUCUUCCCGCGCCCCAGUACGGCCGCCUGCGAUCUCGGCUCGCUCGUCCGCGAACUGGUUUCCCCCGCGAUCUGCUCCCGCCCCGCCCGACGCGCUCUCCGACUGCGUUCCGCUGUGCUCCGCGCCCCGGCGAGAUAGGGUCCCGUUGUGGGUCCCGGAAAAUCCCGAUUGCGGCCCCGAGUGCACGGAGUGUGUGUGGUGUGAACGGAUCCGUGUUCUGUGGUCUCGUGGUUUUGUGUGUUUGUGUCUUCAGGUGUGGAAGAAUUAUUGGUGCACCGUAUGUAUCGUGGUCUGUGGGAGUUUGUCCAGCCAGAAAAUUUUUGCAUUCGAGUGGGAAAGCCCUAAAACUGGAAGAAAAACUCAGCUCGCAUGGUGUGUGUUACCGCAGGGGUACAAGAACUCCCCCACUAUAUUUGGGGAACAGCUUGCCAAGGAUUUAGAGUCCUGGGAACCUCCACCAGGAGAAGGACAGUUACUCCAGUAUGUGGAUGAUCUCUUAAUAGCUACCCAGACCCAGGAGACAUGCGUGGACUGGACGGUAAGCCUCCUAAACUUUCUAGGCCUGCAGGGGUAUCGAGUAUCCCAGAAGAAAGCCCAAAUGGUGAGGCAAACAGUUAUUUACCUGGGUUACGAAGUAAGUGCUGGACAAAGGACUCUGGGGCAGGAUCGCAAGGAAGCAAUAUGCCAGACCCCAAAACCUCCGACAGUGAAAGAACUAAGAACCUUUUUAGGCAUGACAGGGUGGUGCAGACUGUGGAUUUAUAACUAUGGGUUGCUUGUUAAACCUCUGUAUGCCUUGAUCACGGAAGGGAGCAGAGAUCUUCAGUGGACAAAAGAUGCAACCCGAGCCUUCAACCAACUAAAGAAAGCCCUUAUGUCAGCUCCAGCCCUAGGACUUCCAAACGUGAGUAAACCAUUUUUCCUUUUUUCUCAUGAGAAGCAGGGGAUUGCCUUGGGAAUAUUAGCACAGAACUUAGGCCCGUACCAGAGGGCAGUGGCCUAUCUUUCCAAGCAACUGGACACAGCAGCUAAAGGAUGGCCAGGGUGCCUCAGAGCAGUUGCAGCAGUAGCAAUAAACAUCCAAGAAGCACGCAAAUUCACCCUAGGCCAGAAGAUGACUGUGCUAGUAUCUCACACAAUGUCUGCAGUCCCUUUCCUGUGA
Molecule: messenger RNA, 1560 nt
Organism: Hirundo rustica (Barn swallow)
Lineage: Eukaryota; Metazoa; Chordata; Aves; Passeriformes; Hirundinidae
Exons: 7
Coding region: 1-1560 (519 amino acids)
Source: RefSeq, a predicted model, not a curated record